GAGUCUGGCAUGGAGGGGGGCUCGGGGUCCAGACUUACUGAUUUCCUGAGUGGAAGCCUGGCCACCUGGGCCUUGGGGCUAGCUGGACUGGUGGGGGAGUCUGAGGGACCACAGAACCAAGAGGAUGAGGAGGAAGAAGAGGAGGAGGGGUUCUCUACCCCAGAGAAGAGGUUCCUGCAUCUCAGCGAUGGGGCCCUGCUUCUCCGUGUGCUGGGAAUCAUUGCCCCCAGUUCUAGAGGGGGACCUUGGACGGUUGGGGGCCCUAAGGGUCUUGCAGCCAGGCGAGUCCGGAACUUGAGCCAACUGUGGGGUCGACUCAGGGACUUUUACCAGGAGGAGCUCCAGCUGCUGGUCCUGUCACCACCCCCAGACCUCCAGACGCUGGGGUUUGACCCUCUCUCAGAGGAGGCAGUGGAGGAGCUGGAGGGGGUCCUGAAACUGAUGCUGGGGGCAUCUGUGCAGUGUGAGCACAGGGAACUCUUCAUCCGACACAUCCAGGGCUUCAGCCUUGAGGUCCAGAGCGAGCUGGCCGCCACUAUCCAGGAGGUGACCCAGCCCGGGGCAGGUGUGGUGCUGGCCCUAGCCAGGCCUGAAUCUGGGGAGCUGACGCCCCCUGAACUGGAGCUGCUGUCCUGGAGUCUGAUGGGGAUGUUGUCGAGGCUGGCCCGGGAGCGGGACUUGGGUGCACAGCGGCUGGCUGAAGUGCUGCUGGAAAGGGAGCCAGCCCCUGCCCUGCAGGUAACUCCCACCCAGGCUCUCACGGAGGGGCCCUCGCACCACCUGGCCCUCCAGCUGGCCAAUGCUAAGGCCCAGCUGCGGAGGCUGCGGCAGGAGCUGGAGGAGAAGGCUGAGUUGCUGCUGGACUCCCAGGCCGAGGUGCAGGGCCUCGAGACUGAGAUUAGAAGGCUCCGUCAGGAGACCCAGGCGCUGUCCGGGCAGGCCAAGCGGGCCGAGUUGUACCGCGAGGAGGCUGAGGUGAUGCGGGAGCGGGCUGGCCGCCUACCCCGCCUGCAGGAGGAGCUGCGGCGCUGCCGGGAGCGUCUGCAGGCGGCGGAGACCUGCAAAGGCCAGCUGGAGGAGGAGCGGGCACUCUCGGGGACCCUAGAAGCCUCCAAGGCGCUGCUAGAGGGGCAGCUGGAGGCCGCCCGCGAGCGCUGUGCUCGGCUGCAUGAGAGCCAGCGUGAGAACCUGCUGCUGCGGACCCGGCUGGGCGAGGCCCAUGCGGAGCUGGAGUCCCUUCGGCAGCAGGUGGACCAGCUGUCAGAGGAGAACGUGGAGCUAGAGUUGGAGCUUCGUCGCAGCCUGGAGCCAGCCCCCUGCUCUCCUGAGGAGGCACCCCUGCCAGGAGCAGCCCCUUCCCUGCACGAGGAGGUAAGGGAGGCCGAGGUUGGGCGGCUCCAGACACUGGAGCUGGAGAAUCGGGAGCUUCGCAGCCUGCUUCAGGUGCUGCAGGGGCCCUCAGGGCAACAGCCCCCCCUACUGGAGGACCGCAGUGAGGACUUCUUAGUUCCUGGGCUCAGGGAGCCUCCACAGUCAUCCCAGUCAUCCGUAACAGAAGACCAGGUCUCCCAAACCUGGGAACACCAGGCAAGGGGUGAAGACCCCCAGGAUUUGGGCCUCACCACUUGUACACCAGACUCAGCGCUGCAGAGCUCAGAUGAGCAGCCCCAAGCCUCUGAGAUGGGCCCCCCGGCCAUGGAGAGGCCCCUCUGCACAGCAGCCACAGCCCUUGGGACCUCAGACUCCACCUCUCAGGAUUCAGGCCCUUUGGUGGAGAUACACGGGCCCCUGGAAAAGGCUGGCCAUGACACCUCUCUCCAGACCCCUGCCCCUGUGGGGGCCCCACCCCAGAGUCCAGAGAUCAAAAUCCAGGUCCCUGUGUUGCUGGAAGGGGAGACUGAGGAAAGGGUGGCCUCUCUGGGGCAGUGGACGCCUGAGCCCCAGCGGCUGACACAGGAGGACCCUGGUCUCAAGCCAGAACUUUUGAAUGUCAGCCCGAGUGUAGAUUUGGGGGAGCAGGAGACCCCAGGCCAGAAGCUGGACCUGCUCAGAAAGACAGUGGCCAGAGACCUCAGGCAGAGAGUGGAGGAGGCAGUCGGGGAACCAGCCCAACCCAAACCACUGCAAAGGCUGGAAGGGGCUCCUGACCCUCAAGCCCAGGAGGGGCCCAUCCCAGAGGGGAGCCUGGCGAGUGGUGACCAAGAGCAGGUGAUCCUGAGGGAUGAGGUGGCCCGGCUGAAGAGAGAGGCUGAGAUGCUCAGAGCUGAGCUGGAGGCCCAGGCCCGGAGGCUGGAGGCCCGGGUCAUGGAGGUUGCUCGCCUGGCCGAGGAGCUGGCCGAGGUGCGCCAGGCGGAGGCCGAGGCCCAUCGGGAGGUCGAGGCCCAGGCCCAGGAGCAGGCCCGGCUGCGGGAAGCCGUGCAGGUGGCCAACCGGGAGCUGGAGGCUGCGGCACGGGAGCGAGAGGCGCUGACCGAGGCUCUGGGGGCAGCUGGCCGGGAGCGGAGACAGUGGGAGCGCGAGGGACCCCGGCUGCGGGCACGGGCCGAGGCGGCAGAGGAGCGGCUCCAGGCAAUGGAGAGCGAGGGCCGGGGACACCUGGAGCUGGCCGAGAGGGAGCAGCGGGAGAAGCUGGCCCUCAAGGAGGAGCUGGACAAGGCCGUGGCACGGGGUCAGGAGCUGGGGGCCCGGCUGGAGAACCUGCAGCGGGAGCUGGACCAGGCAGCCCUGGAGCGGCAGGAGUGGCUUCGGGAGCAGGAGUGCCAACACCAGAGGUACCAGGGCCUGGAGCAGCGGCUGGAAGCAGAGCUGCAGGCAGCAGCCACCAGCAAGGAGGAGGCGCUGCUGGAACUCAAGGCCAAGGCCCAGCAGCUGGAGGAGGAGCUGUUCCAGCUUCGUCAGAGCUCCAAGGGGCUGAGGCCAGAGGAGCAAGCUGAGCCUCGGACCCUGGACACCCAGAGCAGCCGGCUCAUUGAGGUGGAGCGCAGUAACGCGGCGCUGACAGCCGAGAAGGAGGCUCUGCGGGGGCAGCUGCAGCAUCUGGAGGGGCAGCUGGGGAACAUGCAGGGGCGGGCCCAGGAGCUGCUGCAGCAGAGUCAGCGGGCACAGGAGCACAGCAGCCGCCUGCAGGCUGAGAAGGCCAUGCUGGAGCGGCAGGGCCAGGAGCUGCACCAGAGGCUAGGAGUUCUGGAGGAGGAGGUGCAGGCAGCGCGGCGCUUCCAGGAGGAGACUCGAGGGCAGCAGCAGGCCCUGCUGAGGGACCACGAGGCCCUGGCCCAGCUGCAGCGGCGGCAGGAGGCCGAGCUCGAGGGGCUGCUGGUCCGGCACCGUGACCUCAAGGCUAACAUGCGGGCGCUGGAGCUGGCGCACCGGGAGCUGCAGGGCCGGCAUGAGCAGCUGCAGGCCCAGCGGGCUAGCUUGGAGGCCCAAGAGACUGCCCUGCUGGCGGAGCGGCAGCGCCUGAUGCAGGAUGGACAUCGGCAGCGGGACUUGGAGGAAGAGCUGCGGCGGCUGCAGAGUGAGCAUGACAGAGCGCAGCUGCUGCUGGCUGAGGUGUCCCGGGAACGCGGGGAGCUGCAGGGUGAGCGCGGGGAGCUGCGGGGGCGUCUGGCGCGGCUGGAGCUGGAGCGGGCGCAGCUGGAGGCACAGAGCCAGCGGCUGCGGGAGUCCAACCAGCAGCUGGACCUCAACGCCUGCCGGCUGACCACACAGUGCGAACUGCUGACACAGCUUCGGGGGGCCCAAGAGGAGGAGAACCGGCAGCUGCUGGCAGAAGUGCAGGCUCUGAGCCGGGAGAACAGGGGGCUCCUGGAACGCAGCCUGGAGAGCCGGGACCACCUGCAUCGCGAGCAGCGGGAGUACCUGGCCCAGCUGAAUGCACUGCGUCGAGAGAAACAGAAGCUGGUGGAGAAGAUCAUGGACCAGUACCGUGUACUCGAGCCUGGGCCCCUGCCCCGGACCAAGAAGGGCAGCUGGCUGGCAGACAAGGUGAAGAGGCUGAUGCGGCCCCGGCGGGAGGGGGGCCCCCCUGGGGGGCCACGCCCACUGGCUGAAGGGGCUGGUAGCACCCUGAGCCUGGGGGGCCCCCUGGAGGCCCAGCUCCCCGAGGGCAGGGAGGCAGAUGGGACAGGACUCCCCUCACCAGCACCCAUGCGCCGGGCCCAGAGCUCCCUGUGUCUACAAGAUGAAACCUUGGCAGCUGGGCAACGGCGAAAACUCAGCUCAAGGUUCCCAGUGGGUCGAAGCUCAGAGUCAUUCAGCCCCGGGGACACCCCCCGGCAGCGAUUCCGACAGCGGCGCCCAGGGCCCCUGGGGGCACCCAGCUCCCAUGGCAAAGGACCGGGCAUGGGAUGGGACGGCUCCGUUGAGACCCUGGCGGAACAUGAAACAGACGUCAGCAGAGAGGGCCCCGAGGUGGAGGAACCAGAGAAACGCCCCCUCGCCUCGUCCCUCAGCCAGUGA
Molecule: messenger RNA, 4458 nt
Organism: Elephantulus edwardii (Cape elephant shrew)
Lineage: Eukaryota; Metazoa; Chordata; Mammalia; Macroscelidea; Macroscelididae
Gene: CCDC88B
Product: coiled-coil domain containing 88B
Exons: 27
Coding region: 10-4458 (1482 amino acids)
Biological process (GO): cytoplasmic microtubule organization; cytoskeleton-dependent intracellular transport
Cellular component (GO): centrosome; cytoplasm
Molecular function (GO): microtubule binding; dynein light intermediate chain binding
Source: RefSeq, a predicted model, not a curated record